This is a messenger RNA of Thamnophis sirtalis, 3053 nucleotides long. The record is from RefSeq and is a predicted model, not a curated record. Lineage: Eukaryota; Metazoa; Chordata; Lepidosauria; Squamata; Natricidae.
CAAUUCCCUCAUUCUAUCUCCACCCACCAGCAUUGUACACUGACACCACAGCUAACCUGAUAAAAGGAGAAAGGUUCAUUUGGCCCAUUCAAAAACAACACCUGGCUGCCUCUUGCAAAACUUGCAGGAAUAAAGCUGAAAAAUAAAAUGAGUAAAACAAUUGGAGAUCCUCUGAGAGCUGUUGGUGUUGAUUUUCUCAGGUAUGACAACACCCGUCUUCAUCAUACCAAUGAGUUUUCCCAUAGUAGCUUAAUUGUGAGACGUGGACAAGAAUUUCGGCUAAAAGUGACAUUUAGUAGGGAACUGCAAGACAAUGACAAAGUCACUCUACAGCUGAGUAUUGGUCACACACCAAUGCCAUCCAAUGGGACCUUCAUAACCCUGAAUCCAAGGACACAACAAGAUGCUCAACCAUGGCAUGCUAACAUUUGUCAAACAAAUGGGAAGGAGUGUGAAAUAGUUAUAGCCAGCCCAGCUGAUGCGAUCAUUGGAAAAUAUCUUCUGAAAGUGGAUACAGGAUCUAAUAUUUAUAGUCCUACUAAGAAUUUUAUCUAUAUUUUGUUCAAUCCUUGGUGUCAAGCAGAUUCUGUUUUUAUGCCAAAUGAUGAUGAAAGAGUGGAGUACAUCCUCAAUGAUACUGGCUACAUUUAUGUAGGAUCAGUAGCAAAUAUUCGUGGAAGGCCAUGGAAUUUUGGGCAGUUUGAAGAUGAUAUUUUGGAUUGCUGUAUCUAUCUUCUGGACAAGAGUCAGCUCAAGGCGAGUGCUAAAAAGGAUCCGGUGAUCAUUUCCAGGGUCAUGUCAGCUUUGUUAUGCGCUGUCUGGGGAUUCCAUGCCGAAGUGUGUCAAAUUUUGCUUCAGCACAUGAUACAGAGGAAAACCUUAAAGUGGAUAUUUAUUUGGAUGAAAAAGGAAGAAAAAUAGACUCAUUAACAAAUGAUUCAGUUUGGAAUUUUCAUGUAUGGAAUGAGAUCUGGAUGAAAAGACUGGACUUGCCCAGUGGCUUUGACGGCUGGCAGGCAAUUGAUGCCACACCUCAGGAAAAAAGCCAAGGAAUUUACCAGUGUGGCCCAAGCCCGGUCAAGGCCAUCAAAAAUGGUGAAGUCUACCUUCCCUAUGAUUCUAAAUUUAUGUUUGCAGCAGUGAAUGCAGACAAGAUUUUUUGGCGUGUAAAGAAUGAGAAUAGCACAAAAGACUGUGUCAAGCUGUGGGAAGAAAUUAAGGCAAUAGGAAAGAACAUCAGCACUAAAGCUGUUGGGAAGAACAUCCGUGAAGACAUCACUACCCAAUACAAAUUUCUGGAAGGUACUCAUGAAGAAAGAAAAUCUGUGGAAACUGCUUACUCCUUCAUUUCAAAACUUUCAAGUCAUGAAGCUAUAUCAUCUCCUAACCUCCUGAAGGCAAAUCUGAAAUUUAGGGUGGAAGGAAAAUAUUCUUUGUGGCCUGGGCAGCCAGUUGACCUGAAUGUCAUUGUAGAGAAUGAAUCUGUGGGGAAUUGGACUGGCUGUCUUGCUGCGUCUUGUCAGCUUGAAUCUUACACUGGGAAAGUAUAUGCAGACCUUUCAACAAUCAAGCAGAUUAUCCACACUGAAGGCAAACCAGUUAUUCAAAUACCUUGGAAAAUAACAGCUGACACUUACAUGCAAAAAAUUAUGUCUACUGAGGAUGAACUUCUAAUCAAAGUAAAUAUUAUUGCUGAAGUUCAAGAAACAAAUGAAAAAUUCACAAAAGAGAUUACUUUAAAUUUUGAGCACCCACCUCUCAAAAUUGAGAUGGCAGACACUGCAAAGGUUAAUCAAGAUUUUACCUGUGCAUUUAUCUUCAAGAAUACUUUAUCCAUUCCAUUGGAAAACUGCAAAUUGUAUGUAGAAGGCCUGGGCAUUUUUAUGAUGGAAGUAUUUGAUCAAGGGGACAUAGAACCUGGUAAAAUCUUUAAAUCCAAAAUAGUGUGUGCUCCAAAGAAGACUGGACUGAAGAAGAUAGUGGCCAAACUGAAUUCUACCCAGCUAAAAGAAAUAACCAUGGAAAAGAUUAUUUCCAUCAUUGAAUAGUAAUGGUAUUCCCAAAGAUCAUCAUUUGGUGGCACUAGAGAUGCAUGUUAUGAUUCAAGUUUCUAGAUUUUGCUUGCAGCCUUGAUUGUGGGCCAAAAGAUUAUAUACAAUUAAAAGAAUUUUAGCAGUGGAUUACUAUUUUGAUUUUAUCUACUGGAGAUUUAAUAGGAUAUUGAAAUACGCUUUUUGGUUUGCAGAGUUCUGACAUUUUCUGACUACUAAAGUUAUAUGUGAAAUCAAGAGUUGGAAUAAUUUAGGAGGAUUUUUCUUUGUCUUCCUUUAGCUCUGUGAGGCAUAUUUAGCCUUCUCUUUUCAUUUUAUAAUUUGUAACUGUUCCUCACUGUAGGUCUAAUUGCUAAUAUGCAAUAUGUUACAAAACUUCAUACACAUUGUUCUUUCAUUAAGAAUAUGCUAGGUUAGUGAUGGCUAACUUUUUUGUUGUCACAUGCCGAAGGUGCCCCUGCGCAACAGCAUCCCCCUGUGCAACAGCGCCCCCUAUGCAACAGCGCCUCCACACCCAUAAGGCAAUGCACAUGUGACCCCCUGCUCCUCACCCCCCAUGCAUGCGCAGCAGAGAUCCAAAGACCAGCUGGCCAGUGGGAGGCACACACGCAUGUGUGGUAGAGCUGGGCUGGGGCGAUGGCUGACGUGCCCGCAGAGAUAGUUCUAGGUUUGCCAUCAGGGUGUUUGAUAUAUUAGUUUCAAGUUUACUUCCACAACUAAUGUAACUGACAGAGAUUUCAAUAUUAUUUUCUAUACAUGUAGAUUCUAUGAACAUGGUUGCCAAUGAAGCACAAAUUAGUGCCUAAAAGUUCCUUAAAUGUAUUUAUCACCAAAAUUAAAUUGUCUUUUAAUUCAGAGUAUCAAUUCAGAGUAUUACUCUAGUAUUAAUACUACUCUAGUAUUACUAUGAGUAUUAAUUUGGAGUAUUACUUUACUUUGUCUACUACUUCUAGUUAUGAAUUAAUAGUUCCUAUCAAAUAAAAAGUAUGUCUUCUCAAUCAA